AUGGAUGUUCUCUCUGCAAACAGUACAUAUUCUCGCUUCAUCCUCAGUCUACAGAGAAGCGGCUUGGUAGAUCAGGUCAACGAGUUGGAAAAUGUCACCCUAUUGGCUCCGACAAACGAUGCGUUCAAGUCGCUUGGAUUGCCUUAUCUUCUGAUGAAUGCUUCCACUCUGUUCAAGUUCGUCGUCGACCAACCGGUGCUGUCUGGUGACGUCAACGGUGUCAAUAUCUACUCCACCUUGAAUCGUCAUGGCUCUCCUUUCUUUAACGAUCUAUCCGUUCCGAUUCUCUUUGACAGGGAAUCUGAUGGCUUUAGUAUCGAAAAUGCUCGAGUGAUUUAUCCUGACAAUUUGGCUCCUGCCUCUAACUCUGUUGUCCAUGGUAUCGACUCGUUGCUUGUCGAUAUCAAACCUUCCGUAUGCGAGUCUUUCCAGACUAUUCACAUUCAUAAUUCCUUCGCUUCUCUAUUCAAUCAAGACAACUAUUGCUCCAAUUUCAAGAUUUCCAAUGUCACUUUCCUAUAUCCUGCAAAUAGUCUAUUUAAUAGAUGGUUCACUGAGAUCGAGCUAGCUUAUCUACAUCAUCAGCUUGGUUCUCAAGACCGUGAAAUGGUUUUAGGAAACUUCAUCCUUCUCGGAAUGUAUGGAGGUAACAUGUUUGGCCGGACAAUUAGCACUGAAAACUUGUUGGGAGAAUCUGUUCACCUCUCAUCUAGAUAUCAAGGUAAUGAGAUCUUAGUAGACGGUAAUUCCUCGCAGUCUACCUCUGCAAACAUCCUUUUAUCCGAUGGAAUGGCUCAUUAUUUUGAAGAAAUGGAGCUUUCCAAGCUCAGAUUCCCUACAUUUACUCCUCGAAAGUACCUUAUCGGUCUCAAUCAGACUGAUUUUGUUGACGAGCUUGAUUUCCGUAGGCUGUCCGCUUUGAUAGACGACUUAGAUUUAGAGCAAACCAUUUUUAUUACUCUCCAGGAUUCUUCCCUUUCUGUUAAAAGUCAAUCAAAGAACAGUCUUUUGUACAAGUUUGCCAAGGGUAAAAUUGAACUAAAUGGAGACAGAAUGAUCGAAUCUAAGUUCUGUACUCAGUCUUCUUUGGGUCAUUGUCAGAAAUUGAAGAUGGCAAGACUUUCGGGAGAUGAUUACCUGUUGAAUGGUCACUCACAUAUUCUUUCCGAUCGGUAUCAAAUUGGAAACACCUACAUCUAUCUGGUCGAUGAUGAUAUUCCUCUUCCAGGUAAGCUUGAACAUUCAAUUAGUCCCGUCGAUAGAUGCGCCAAAACCUUACGAUUUAUGGAUGAUUUUGGCCAGUUGAAGUUCAAGCACAACGAUGGCCGUGGAUAUACAGUUUUCUUGCCAACAUCGGAUGCUUGGAGCGAUAUUGACCUCACUUUAGACUAUCUAAUCGCCCAUGAGGACAAGCUGGAACUUGUAUUGGGUAACUUAGUUCUAAAUGGAUUGGUCUACAGUGAUUUUGUCGGUUCCAAGCAGCUUACAAACAUCAAUGAUGAUCCUAUAGUCCUUGACAAGAUGCGUGAUUCCACUACUGUUACCAUUAAUAACAGAAUACAGUUACCUCUGUCGUUUGGAUCUGAGGCAUUGUUCCGCGACGGCGUGGCCUAUCCCGUCAACCGCGUGGUUCUACCAGAAUCUAUGACCAUAACUAUGGACGAACUGAUUGAAACGGCUCAGGCUGAAGAGUUUCUCAAUAUUCUAAAGGCAGUAAAUCUAACCAAUUUGCCUUAUGACCCAUACUAUUCGUUCAUAGUUCCUUCUUCAGCCACCCUUCUUAUUGCAAAUAUCACCUCUUUGACUAAGGGCCUAAGCUUUCUUGAGGAAUUCGCUCGUCUACAUAUAUUGCCAGGCAAAUCCUUAGACAAAGCACUCAGUUGUGAAAAGGAGAUUCCUACGUUGUUAGACGGAGUUCAUCUUACUUGCAACAAGCUUCCCUCUGGAGGUCGUAUGCUUCAGAUAUUGGAAGGUAAUGAUCACGAGGUGCGUGUGCUACGUAGCGGAUUUACUACGACUGAUUCGGGUCUCUUGCUAAUAGAUAAACCACUCAAUCCAGAUUGGCUAGACUCUCAUAAUCGUCCAUUAAUCAGACUUCGUCUUCCGUUUGUGUCUGUACUUAUUGGAAUAGUAUUGGGAAUGGUGAUUCUUACGUCGAUCUUGUCGUUCUGUUUCUUCUUUACGGUAGGUUCUGAUUCUGCCAAGCAAUCUGAUUUGGAGAUCGCUGAUGACAACCCGAAUGAGCAGACUCCUAACAGACAGGACGAAAGAUCAAGGCUCUUUGCACCUACGGCACCUACGGUACCUACGGCUCCUAUGGCACAUACUGGCUAUGGUAGCAUUGAUUCAAAAAGACCUACAGAAUCAAGAAGAGCAGUUGAACCAUUAGGAUUCUCGGAAAGAUACUCUACACAUUCGAAAGCAAAGGCUAUCAACUGCAGCAGAGUUCGUACGGAGAUAUGA
This is a messenger RNA of Brettanomyces nanus, 2463 nucleotides long. RefSeq lists its product as uncharacterized. Gene Ontology annotation, cellular component: fungal-type vacuole membrane. The coding region runs from base 1 to 2463 and encodes 820 amino acids. The transcript has a single exon. NCBI's taxonomy places the organism in Eukaryota, Fungi, Ascomycota, Pichiomycetes, Pichiales, Pichiaceae. Gene Ontology annotation, biological process: macroautophagy. The record is from RefSeq and is a predicted model, not a curated record.